Plectropomus leopardus (leopard coralgrouper) is the source of this 921-nucleotide messenger RNA. The record is from RefSeq and is a predicted model, not a curated record. Lineage: Eukaryota; Metazoa; Chordata; Actinopteri; Perciformes; Serranidae.
AUGUUCACAGGGUGUGGAGUGGUCAGUGGCCAGAACCAGUACCUGAUCAGAGACGCUAUCAGGCCCCAUCCCGGACUGGAGGUGACCAGAGUGAUCCAAAUGGAGAAUGGGGUUACGCCAGGGACCUGCUCGUUUUAUCAGGAUCAAACUUACAGCAAUGCUGGCCAGCCAGCAGUGGUCAAUAGUGUUUCCAGCCCGCUGAAGCCAGCACCACUACCUGUCCCUCCCCCUGCACUCAAACUAGGGCAGGAAGGGUUUAAGAAAGUCUGCAGAACUGAGGAGGACAGCCCCUGUCCCUUUCCAGGACUGGCCUCUGGAGUGCUGGAAAUGCGCGUGAAGGAGGGAAGUAAGAUCCGCAACUUAAUGGGAUUUGCCAUGGCACGGAUGCAGGGAGAGAAGGGUGUAAGUGGGGGAGGUGUGAGUGACGGUGGGCUCAGGCAGGUGGUCUUCACCGGGUCAGGCCGUGCGGUCACAAAGACCAUUACUUGUGCUGAGAUCAUGAAACGAAAAGUGGGCUCUCUGCACCAGCUGACCAAACUGCGGUACAAGGUGGUGAAAGAGGUGUGGGAGAGUAGCGAAGGGGGGGCAUCCGAGAUGACGGUGCACAGGACGGUGCCCUCCAUCAGCAUCCUUCUUUCCAAAGACCAACUGGAUUCCCAGGAACCGGGCUAUCAGCCUCCAGAGACUCUUAGUGCAUUGUGGGAAGAGAAAGAGGGUGUCGAAUCUGCCUCGCAGACAGCAUGCAAGAGACCUCUUGGACCUUUGCCAUACAGCAGUUUCCCCCACUCAGAUGAGAGUGAGGUCUCUGGGAUGGUGUGGGAGUUCGCUAUCUCCCAGCCUCCAGAUGGCUCCGUCUUCUCUUAUCUAGAAGAAUGGGUGCUGCCUCAAUUUUUCAACUCGCCUUAUCUGGGGAUCCUUUAA